AAGCUCAGUCAAUCAGACAGAAAGCUGCUUCUGAAUUUGCAGCUUUUCACACUUGUGGACAUUUUUUUUCUCACCUUUGUAUUUUUUUUGUUCAGUCCUCAUCAUCUGUCAGGAUGAAGUCAUACUCUUUCCCCUUGUUUUUUCUUCUCAUCGUUUGCUCUGAAUCGGGGAGUCCACCAGAAAAAGAGCAGGCAUCUGCCUUAGAACAGCCUAAACAGGACAAGCAGAAACCAAAGCUUCCAGUGGUCACAACACCUGCCCCAAAAACCACUGAAGCACCAAAAACAGAUGAGUUUUUGGGCCCACAAGAAUGUCUGGACAAAAAAUUGACUAGAGCAUCAUGUGACCUGAUGUUUUGCCCUCCAUGGCAGCGAUGCGUUCAAGGACACUGUUCCUGCAAACCUCCCUACUUGUGUCCGACUGAAGGUGUGGAACCAGUUUGUGGGACAAACCACAGGAGUUACACAUCUUAUUGCCAGGUAAUGGCAGUUUCGUGCCGGACAACGAAACUCCUAUUUUCCCACUUUGGAAAAGAGUGCAAAGAGAACAUUCCUAAGUUCCAAAGUUCCCUGGACAGUACUACAGGAGUAAUCAAGAUCUUCCUUCCUGAUGGCAACGGAGGUGGCGAGAACUUACUAGUGUGUCAGGAGUUGUGGGAUGUGGCAGCUGCUAAUGUUGCCUGCAAGGAGCACAAAUAUUCACUAGGGGCAGCAUCUGUAGACUUUGUGGACUACAACUUCCUUGUGAACAACACUGAUAACAAAGACCUCCCUAACAACUGUGUCAACAUCCAUUGCCAAGGCUAUGAGACCUCUUUGGCUGAGUGUGAAAUCUACAAUAAGGUGAAUUCUUCAGGCAGAAGGGUCGCGGCAGCAACCUGUUACAAAGACCCACCCGAAGAAUGUGGCUUCACCUGUGCAAACCAGAAAUGCAUCUCCCUCAACCAGACAUGUGACGGAGUGGAUGACUGCGGCGACCGCAGUGAUGAGAUGUGCUGCAAAAAAUGCAGGAAUGGGGCUUUCCGCUGCAAGACAGGGAUUUGUUUGCACAAAGAAGCAGUUGGUGACAAACAGAUUGACUGUCUUGAUGGUGCAGAUGAAUCACAGAAACAUUUGACUUCGAGUCUCAAUGAAUGGAAUGUAAAACUCCCACCUCUAGGAAAACCUCAGGCACAGUAUAUCUCUCGUAAAAAUGAAACCCGAGCCAACAGAGAGCAUCUGGAGGCCAAGCUCUUCUGUGGGAUCCCCAACAGAGACAUAGUGGAUGACACAGAAACGGAUGUGCGAGGACGGACCAGCCGUAGGAAGAGAGUGGUGGGAGGAAUCCCGGCGAAUCCGACUCAGAUCCAGUGGCAGGUGGCUCUGGAGGAGAACCGGAGGAUUGACUGUGGAGGAGCUUACAUUGGAGGCUGCUGGGUCCUCACAGCUGCUCACUGUGUCAGGCAGAAUCCCUCCGCAUUUAAAGUCAAGUUUUCUCUGUGGAAGAAAUUUAGAGCUCAAGGAACGACGGACAUUGUUCCUGUGGAGGACAUCCGCAUCCACCCAAACUACGUGCCUGCCACAUAUGAAAACGACAUUGCUCUAGUAAAGCUGGAGAAGCUUCCAUUCAAAGAGGAAUGCCUGGAGGACAACCCGGCUGUCAGAGCCGUGUGCGUCCCCUGGACCACUCAACUGUUCCAGCCCAACCACACCUGCAGCAUCUCAGGGUGGGGUCGCACAGCAGAUGGGAGGUCUGCUCAGGUGCUGCUGUGGGCCAACGUGUCGCUCAUCUCCGGCUGUGAAUCUGCCUAUGGGGAUCGCUUUAAACCAGGGAUGAUGUGUGCAGGCGACUUGGAGGGCAGCGUGGACUCGUGUCAGGGCGACAGCGGCGGGCCUCUGGUGUGUGAGGAUGAGCUCGGGGUGUCCUACCUGUGGGGCAUCGUCAGCUGGGGAGAGAGAUGUGGGCAGCAGGGGUUCCCAGGAGUUUACACACAGGUUGCACACUACUUUGAGUGGAUCCGACUUCACACCGGCUGGUCUGCAGUCACCAGGUUUAAUUCCUAAAUAGCUUCUCAUCGCUGCUGCAGCUCACACCCAUCACCCUGUUGGAGACUUUUAACCGUUAAGCCGAUUCUAGAAAACACUUUUGUUCUGCUUCAUAUCGCUGUUAAAAUUUUGGAUAAUUAUAACAAUUUCAAUACAUUCAGACUGAUUUUUUACAUAUUGUCUCAGCAUUUUUUGUGGUGUUCAAAUUAGAUGUUUAGUUCACAAUAAAACAGCAUAUAAAGGAAUUUACAACUAUGCAACAAGUGAUCGUUUCAUAGAGGAUCUUUAUGCUCAUGCCGGUUGUUUUGACAACAGUCUAACCGAUCCCCGAUACGUGCCGCUGAUUUGUCUGUAAGCCCAGUCUUUAGGCAGACAUUGCUAUCUCUUCCUUCAUUAGAUGACCAUAAUAAAAAAUGGUUCAAAGUCUGCAAACAAAAAUAAAGAUUUAUUAAGGAAUCAAA
Molecule: messenger RNA, 2485 nt
Organism: Cyprinodon tularosa
Lineage: Eukaryota; Metazoa; Chordata; Actinopteri; Cyprinodontiformes; Cyprinodontidae
Gene: cfi
Product: complement factor I
Exons: 18
Coding region: 114-2042 (642 amino acids)
Biological process (GO): proteolysis
Cellular component (GO): membrane
Molecular function (GO): serine-type endopeptidase activity; protein binding
Source: RefSeq, a predicted model, not a curated record